CGCACCUGUUCAGAGAGUCUGAUUGCAGCUUAAAUGAAAUUGUGAGUCGUAACGCUUUCAUAAAACAUCCUACGUCGAUCAGCGACAAUUAAAAAUAUAAAUUUGUCUCCACGACGUGGUGUUCUGCCUCUGUCGCUGUCGAACGCUGAGAAGGUGCUAAAGGGUUAAAGAUCAGCUCAGCCGUCACUCUGCGGCCAGCGCUGCUGUUGCUGUCUCUGCCUCUCAUACAGACAUUUGCAUUCGCUGUGGAUUGUGGGAGUUGAGGACACUACCCAGGCUUGAUACCGGAGGACCGGAGACAUAUUUUCCCGCUCUGUAAAAGAUCACUACACUGGUAGAGUCUCAGCACCAUGUCUAGCCGAGGAGGAAAGAAAAAGACGACCAAGACGUCCCGGUCUACUAAGGCAGGGGUUAUCUUUCCUGUAGGUCGUAUGCUGCGUUACAUUAAGAGGGGCCUCCCGAAGUAUCGCAUAGGUGUGGGAGCUCCUGUGUACCUGGCAGCUGUCCUGGAGUAUCUCACUGCUGAGAUCCUGGAGUUGGCAGGAAAUGCAGCUAGAGACAACAAGAAAGGUCGUGUCACUCCUCGUCACAUCCUGCUCGCCAUCGCCAAUGAUGAGGAGCUGAACCAGCUGCUUAAAGGGGUGACCAUAGCAGCAGGAGGUGUGUUGCCCAACAUCCAUCCAGAGCUCCUGGCCAAGAAGAGAGGAGCUAAAGGCAAGCUGGAGUCCCCCGUGUCCCCUGCCCCUGAAAAGAAACCCAAGCCAGUCAAGAAAUCAGCAGCAAAAAAACUGAGUGGGAGGAAGGGAAGAGGGAAGGCAAAGAAACAAGGUGAAGUGAGCAAAGCAGCGUCAGCAGACAGCACCACAGAAGGGUCUCCGGGAGACAGCUUCACAGUGCUCUCCACCAAAAGCCUCUUCCUGGGUCAAAAGCUCAAUCUUAUCCACAGUGAGGUCAGCAACUUGGCUGGCUUUGACGUGGAGGGGGUCAUCAACCCCACCAAUGCUGAACUUGAACUUAAAGAUGAUCUAGUUGCAAGUUGUCCAAGCCGACAUUUCCAUCGUGGAGAGCGACGCUGUCGUUCAUCCGACCAACUCCUCCCUCUAUACAGGUGGUCAAGCUCUGCUCUGGAAAAGAAGGGAGGGAAGGAAUUCACUGAUGCACUGCAGGAGCUGAAGAAGAAAAAUGGCCCUCUGGAGGUGGCCGGGGCUGUGUUGACUACUGGCGUUGGUUUGCCCGCUAAAUACAUCAUCCACUGUAACAGUCCAGGCUGGGGCUCAGACAAAUGUGAAGAGUUGCUGGAGAAGACGGUGAAAAACUGCCUGGCUCUGGCUGACGAGAAGAAACUCAAGUCUGUGGCCUUCCCUUCCAUUGGCAGUGGAAGUAAUGGCUUCCCGAAGCAGACUGCGGCUCAGCUAAUCCUGAAGGCCAUAUCCAGCUACUUUGUGGCCACCAUGUCUUCCACCAUCAAGACGGUCUACUUUGUGCUGUUUGACAGCGAGAGCAUCGGGAUCUAUGUGCAAGAAAUGGCCAAGCUGGAGACAAGCUAAAACAACACGCGUGGAGAAUCUGCCUUUUUUUCCUUCUCACUUCCUGUAUUUUUCUGCAAGGAAAUAAGAAGGCAUAUAUUUUGAUUGGUUUAAUAUGAGGAUUAGAAAGGAAAAAAUAGGUGAAACUUUCAAAGGCCGGGAAUCUUUUUUGCAUUACGUUUUCUAAUUUUCUUAUAUUGGUUUUAUUUCCUAACUCCACGUCUGGCCUUUUUGGCAUUUAAAUGGGAAAGUGCACUGUUUAUUUUACAGCGUUUUAAACACAGACAGUGGCAGAUUGAAAAAGUUAGAAGUCUCACUUUGAAAUUUAAUUUUAACUUUCACUAUAUACAGUAUAUAUAGAUAUUAAUUAUCAUAGUAUUAUGAACACCUCGGUUAAAAGGCUUCAAGAGAAGUCAGACAAUACGGGUUUAGCGCAUGUCUCUGCGGUAUGACGUUGACAACAGCUGUCCUCUUGAGCUCAAAAACAAAUAUCUAGGUUUCAUUGUGAAAUUUUGGUGUCGUUUUUGCAUCAUCUCUGUUCAUAUUACUGUGAAUUGAGAAAGAAAAGAGUGAAAUAAGAGUUGGAUUUGAUGAGGGAAUCAUUGACUUUCGGUUAUUGUGCUGGUGUUACGUAUUCCUCCUUUCGCCAUCCUUUACGCAGGUGUUUUGUCAGUGUGCUGCAUAAACCUGAGGUUUACCGAUCAAAUCAUAAAAGAAACAACAUUUUAUAAACUGACUGCAGUGUAAAUAUCCAUUAUUAUGUACUUCUGAUUCUGGUUCAAUCAGUUUUACCCUAGAACCGACACCUGUCGGGGUUUUUUUUUGCAGUAAAAAAAAAAAUUAAAUAAUAAUGAAAUCUUGAAAUUAGUUUUUGGGGAGUUGGUUUUUGCAGAACACUUGGUUUGUAUUGUGUGUUCCUAUUGAUGUUUAUAAUAGAUGGACUUUUUGUGAGUUGUUAUAACAGAGUACAGGACUAUAAAAUAGAUUUUUUUUUAAAUCUCCACUGACAUUCAAAGAAGGCCCAGAUGACGUUAAAGAAAAAAAAAUUCAGAGAUAGAUUUUGUGGAGUUUUUGUCUUUGUUAAUCCUUAAAGAAAUGUAUUCAUGUUUGAUGUUUUUUCUGUUGCCUUUGGUUGUAGCGCUCUUUCAUUGCAGCUACCGCUAGAUGGCACCCUGUAAUCAAGAAUUGGAUUUUUGACCUCAGCCAUUUUCUGUGCAGCAGUGGCCUCAUUCAGACGCUGGUCACUUUGAGUUGGAUUUGAAUUGAGAUUGAAUGGAGGUUGUGUACAAACGAACUCGACUGCUCUGCUGCAUCUGGACUUUUCAACAGUCUGACUUUCUUAUUUAAAAAAAAAACAAAAAUGUAAAAUGCUUUCUAAGGAAUUGACAAAAGCUCUGUACACACUCCAGUAAUAAAAUGCCUAAAAACAAAA
Cynoglossus semilaevis (tongue sole) is the source of this 2958-nucleotide messenger RNA. RefSeq names its product macroH2A.1 histone (gene macroh2a1). Bases 351 to 1547 code for a protein of 398 amino acids. Gene Ontology annotation, molecular function: protein heterodimerization activity; structural constituent of chromatin; DNA binding. The transcript is spliced from 10 exons. Lineage: Eukaryota; Metazoa; Chordata; Actinopteri; Pleuronectiformes; Cynoglossidae. The record is from RefSeq and is a predicted model, not a curated record. Gene Ontology annotation, cellular component: nucleosome.